AUGGUUUCUUCGUACCCUUUACCGGAGGGCUUCUCCGAGUUUGAUGUGUUUUCCCUGGGAUCUUGUCUGCUUGUGGAGGGUCUGCUGGGCUUCUUUCUAAAUGCGGUCACAAUGCUUGCUUUCCUCAAAGUGAGAGAACUGAGGACUCCCAGCAAUUUUCUAGUAUUCAGUUUAGCGAUGGCUGAUAUUGGCAUCUCCAUGAACGCCACGAUCGCCGCUUUCUCCAGCUUUCUGAGGUAUUGGCCUUAUGGCUCUGAUGGAUGCCAGACUCAUGGUUUCCAGGGCUUCAUGACAGCUCUUGCCAGCAUCCACUUUGUAGCUGCCGUUGCCUGGGACAGAUAUCACCAGUACUGCACCAGGACAAAGCUGCAGUGGAGCAGUGCCAUCACUCUGGCUGUGUUUGUGUGGCUGUUCACUGCCUUCUGGUCCGCCAUGCCCCUCAUUGGCUGGGGAGAGUACGACUACGAGCCCCUCAGGACUUGCUGCACACUGGACCUAAGCAAGGGAGACAGAAACUACGUGUCCUACUUGAUUCCAAUGAGCAUCUUCAACAUGGGCAUCCAGGUGUUUGUCGUCAUGUCUUCUUACCAGUCCAUUGCACAGAAAUUCAAGAAGACAGGAAACCCCAGAUUCAACCCCAACACUCCUCUGAAGACUAUGCUGUUCUGCUGGGGGCCCUAUGGGAUCCUGGCUUUCUAUGCUGCUGUGGAGAAUGCAAACCUUGUCUCACCUAAGCUCAGAAUGAUCGCGCCUAUCCUGGCUAAGACUGCUCCCACCUUCAAUGCCCUCCUGUACGCACUGGGAAAUGAGAACUACAGAGGUGGCAUUUGGCAGUUAAUCACCGGGGAAAAGAUUGAUGUGCCUCAAAUUGAGAACAAGUCCAAAUAAACUGAGCAUGCAAUAAUUACAUGCAUUCUGUCCUUGUGGUUUCUCACAGGUACAUAGAUGUUUAUGAGUGUCUGUGCAUUUUGUGUGUCUUGAGCAGUGGUAGCCAUUGCACCUGUUCUGCUCCCCGUUGUGUGUGCAGUUGUAUUUCUAAAAUGAUUUUCACAUUACAAAAUAAACAUGAAAUAACACGUACCUCCUAAUGGACUUUGGGAGAUCAGCAUUAGUUUAUUUUGCUGUGUACAGUUCCAUACACAACAGCAGAAACUUUGGGCUUGGCUACUUCUGUAACCACAUAAAUUUCUCUGUCACUCAAUUCAAAUGUGAUUUGUUUUCAUUUUGAGUUCAUCUUAAGAAUUAAACAUAUCCAUCCAUUCAUGUUAAUCCAGUUAGUUUUAAUGCAAACACUCCUGCAGAGCAAGUGAUGCACAGAGCAAAUAUGACUAUUUAUUCUUUUACGGACUCCGCUACAGCAGCCUGGGCUAUUUUAAUCAUUUUUCACUUUGCUUAUAGUGCAAAUGUCCUUGAAGACAGCAAUCAGAGCAUUUUCUCCUUACUAGUUGCCUAUUUUGCCAUCUGGUUGAAGAUGAAAGGCUCUGAAAUAGAUUAAUUCAGCUAAAAAAGAGACAUCACAGUCUGACAUUCAGUUUCUUAAUCUUUAUGGUGCCUGUUAAUGAAAUAUGAAAGUGCAUUCAGGCCACUGAUAUCCCAUCAUGUGUUGCAGGAUUGUGAGUGAUCUCUCUCACCAGGAUAGAAGUGCAUUAAUCCUCUAAAAAAGAGGACCAUUCUUGAAUUCACAGCCCUCACAACAGUCUCUGCCUGUAGAUCGACUGAACAUGCUUCUUUCCUCCACGCCAGCAUCCAAAGUUUGCUAUAACAAUACGAUAUCACCAAGAAUUAACACUGAAUAAAUCAGUGUUAUUUACUGAGGCGAAUUCAUGUCUGGUCCAGAGUGCUCUAUGAAUUAAUGUUCAAGGAACAUUUCACUUCAUCUAUUUGACUUCUGCAUAUCAUGAAAUUUGUUUUUACUUUGAUGUUUAUGUAAAACACACUAUUGUUUAAGCACAACAUUGAACAAUACACAGUACUAUACUGGUUAUUAUAAAAUGACUAUUUUUUUUAAGUAGGUUUCAAAAACCACGUACCACAUUCUUAUGGUUUUCUUUUACCAACUGUUGAUACUCGUAAUAUGAAAUGUUAAAAUGUAUAACACAUGUAAACUUUUGGAAAACAGCAGAGGGCUUCAGAAUUUAAUAUAAAAGUUGUUUUAAAAAGGAUAUGUUUUUAAAGAUGAGGACUACUUUAACAAAUCAUUUUUCUGUUUUAUGUUACAACAUAAAAUACAUUUGUGGUCACAAAUCAUUCACACUCAUCAUGGACAUGAAUGUCAUGAUAAUUCUGGGCUUUUAAUGAUUUUUUUGAACUGUUCAUUUUCCCAGAUGGAGUCAUUGGAGUCAGAAAACAAGAAUUUGGUGCCCAAGUUUCAAUGUACUUUUAUUUUUCUCCAAUCUGCAUACACACACCCCGACUACUAUUUGGUCCUUUAGCAAGUUGCACCUCAACCAGAUGCUUUUAGCAACCAUAAACAAGCUUCUGCAUAAUUGUGGUUUAAUAUUUCCUCACUCUUCUUGGCAGAAUUGGUAGAGUUCAUUUUAAUUAGUUGGGUUCCUGGCACAAAUGGAUUUUAUGCACAGUCCACAAAUUUUCAGUAGGGUUGAGGUCAGGGCUUUGGGAAGGCUGUUUCAGAAGUUUAUUGUUAGCCUAAUUUAUUGAUUCCAAAAUCAGUUUUGAUGUGUAUUUGUGACUGUGCCAAAAUAGCUCAAUCUUUGUCUCGUCUGACCAUACAAUUAAACUUUUCUCCUGAAGUCAUUUGACGUAUUAAUUGGGCAGAUCCAAAUUUUAGUCAAGAUCGAAGGUGUUGAGUUUGGAGCAAGGGCUUUAUUCUUGUUGGUACCCUCAGUCUUGUGUUGUUUCUGAGCAUCAUUAUCAGUUUGCUCUCAUCUGAGGGUGACAGUUUGGGUUUUUUUCCAGUACUUGGCAAAGCGGUGACACAUUCGAAUAACUUAUCGUUAUGUACAACUAAUUGAACUGAUUACUGUGGACUGGCAAGUGUUUAGAAAUGUCUCCAAGAGACUUUCCUGGGAAAAUGCAAUGAAUGAAAUAAAUGAAGUCCUUUCAAAUCUUAAAUAUUAGUUGGUGGAAUUUGAAAGACAACAAUUCUACUCUACAAUGUAUACAGUGGAUUUUGUAUAAUGACCGGUUCCUAUAAAAUUCUACAAAUACUGGAAAACAUUGUUUUUGUGUGGUUGAUGUAAUGUUUAUAAUUUGCAGUCAUCCUGAUUAAUCUAAAACAGUGACAACAUGCACUCAAUAUCCAUUCAAUAAUCAAAUACUUAAUAAAGAAUUGCAGAUAUA
Messenger RNA from Neolamprologus brichardi, 3300 nucleotides. RefSeq names its product retinal G protein coupled receptor a (gene rgra). NCBI's taxonomy places the organism in Eukaryota, Metazoa, Chordata, Actinopteri, Cichliformes, Cichlidae. Gene Ontology annotation, cellular component: membrane. Gene Ontology annotation, molecular function: G protein-coupled receptor activity. Gene Ontology annotation, biological process: G protein-coupled receptor signaling pathway; phototransduction; visual perception. The record is from RefSeq and is a predicted model, not a curated record.